This is a messenger RNA of Paracoccidioides lutzii Pb01, 276 nucleotides long. RefSeq lists its product as hypothetical. The coding region runs from base 1 to 276 and encodes 91 amino acids. The record is from RefSeq and is a predicted model, not a curated record. The transcript has 2 exons.
AUGACGUCGUCCCGCCAGUCUACGGUGUCUAGACUGCACUACCCCGCAAGCAAACUGGAGCCUUACAUGAAAGAUUGCCAUCGGUGCGAGAUGACGAUGGAGGCGGAAAAAACCAUGUCUCUGUCAAGUGUUGUUGACAUUGUUGUGGGCAUCACUCCCAGAAAGCGCCUCAUCUGGAUGGAUGGAUAUGACGAGCAUUUUGGCUCGUCCAUUCAACUGGGCAUCUUCGUUCCUCAUAUCCCCAACCACGAGAACAAAAAUGGGAUUGCUACCUAG